AUGUGUCCCGGGCUUGCAUCACCACCUGGCCUGGCAAUUGCAGAUAAGCAGAACUCAUCUUCGCCCUUAUCAACGGCUUUGAGAGUAGGCCUCAAUGACAGCAAUUAUAAAAUUGGCGAUAUUCUGCAGUUCUUAGGUGUGGGCUAUCUUAUUCGCUGCCUUCAGCCGGGCCUAGCCGCAUUGUGGUUCCUUCCAAGUCCCUUAAAUGGAUCACAUUUUAUCGCUGGACGCAAGAAUGUUUUUACUUGCUCUCUUAGGCAAGCUAAAUGA
This is a messenger RNA of Protopolystoma xenopodis, 270 nucleotides long. The record is from the annotation of a GenBank genome assembly. NCBI's taxonomy places the organism in Eukaryota, Metazoa, Platyhelminthes, Monogenea, Polystomatidea, Polystomatidae.